UACACAGGCUAGAUAAAUGAUUCUUCGUUCUGUGUGGUUUGGAGCUGGAUCUGCGGAGCGUUUCAUAAUCAUACCCUUUUUAUGGUUUGUUUGAAUUUGAUCACUGGCUGAUUUCAUGCAUUGAUAAUGACUGCUUAGGUUGCCUGUUUCUCAGCAUAAAUUCACCUCAGACUUCUACUUUGACAGUGCUCUGUGUUUCCGUCCGCAUGAAGAUACAGAACUGAAAUUGCUUUGCUUUCUUUACAAAUGACUCAGAGUGUGCUUGUCCUUCCCUAAAAUGUUGCCAGCGUGUGAAGGAUUUUCAAUGAGCAAUGCUAUAAGGCAGCAUCUGGGAAGGUUUGGAGCUGCACUGGUGUGCCAGUGUACUGUGACAGAGGAGCAGGGCUGGAGCCAAGGCUCUGUAGCACUGUAGAUCAUAUUGGUCACAUACUGGAAGUUUUGUUUAUGUCACUUAGUUCCAUUUGAGCUCGUUAAAUACUACUGCCAUAAUGUGGAGUGGACUUCCCAGUAGAGGGCCAUUGCAUGGAUGCUUUAACAGCUGUACCAAGCUCUACACAAACCGAUGGCUCUGAACAGCAGUGUGGCUCCUUGCUGCCAGAUCCCUUCCACACCAUGGAGGAAUUAAUUUCACUGAGUAAGGCACAGCGAGGAAGUACUAAUUCAGCAAGAUAUAGGUGAGGCACUACUGCACUUCCCACCCUUGUGCGUGCACCUACCCUGAUGAUGCAGCCUUCCCUGGAUAUCAAACCCUUUAUGUCCUUCCCCGUGGACAGCAGCUCUGCUGUUGGAUUCUUCCCAAAUUUUAACACAAUGGAUCCUGUGCAAAAAGCAGUUAUAAACCAUACGUUUGGAGUGUCCAUUCCCCCAAAGAAGAAGCAAGUCAUUUCCUGUAAUGUCUGCCAGCUUCGCUUUAACUCUGAUAGCCAGGCCGAGGCCCACUACAAAGGAAGUAAGCAUGCCAAGAAGGUGAAAGCACUAGAGGCAACGAAAAAUAAACCAAAAGUUGGGUCUUCCAAGGACAGCGCAAAGGCUAACCCAAGCUGCUCCACGCCAGUCACAGCCAACAUCUCUGACAAAUCAGAAGAUAAAGGGAAAGUGAAAUCCAAUGGUGCAAGUCAGCAUUCCAGUACAGAAGUGGGUGCUUUUCUUCCCAAAACUGGAGUGGCAGCAGUGGCAGCAGUGGCACCUGUAACACCUGCAGCAUCCUCCAACAGCACAAAUGGGGCUCCUAGCACAGCCUCUGAGUCAGAAGAGGAAAAAGCCAAAAAACUGCUUUACUGUUCAUUAUGCAAAGUGGCUGUGAAUUCCCUGUCACAACUAGAAGCGCACAAUACAGGCUCAAAACACAAGACGAUGGUUGAGGCUCGGAAUGGUGCUGGUCCCAUCAAGUCUUACCCCAGACCUGGCUCCCGGCUGAAGGUGCAGAAUGGCAGUAAAGGCUCAGGACUGCAAAACAAGACAUUUCAUUGUGAAAUCUGCGAUGUCCACGUUAAUUCAGAAAUUCAGCUUAAACAGCACAUUUCCAGCCGAAGGCAUAAGGACAGAGUUGCAGGAAAGCCUAUGAAACCCAAAUACAGUCCUUACAACAAGCUGCAGCGCAGUCCAAGUAUUUUAGCAGCAAAGCUUGCGUUCCAGAAAGAUAUGAUCAAGCCGCUGGCCCCUGCAUUUCUCUCCUCACCACUGGCUGCUGCAGUGUCAUCAGCGCUGUCACUCCCAGCCCGCCCUGCGGCCUCCCUCUUCCAGGCACCUGCCAUCCCCCCAGCCCUCCUCAGGCCUGGCCAUGGGCCCAUUCGUGCUACACCUGCCUCCAUACUUUUUGCACCAUACUGAGUCUGGUGUUAAAGGGAGAUAGCUGUGGCCAGUAGGAAGGGUCAAAGAAAACAAACAAAGGGUCUUUUGAAAUGCCACCUGGCGUGACAUCUCAACCAUCUUCACUAUAAACUCAUCACUGACGGUACUAAGUUUUGAAAUCUAGACAACUCUCUUUCUUGGUCUCUCUCUCCCUCUUAAUCCCAGUAGACAAUGAUUUACUAAAAACUUAAUUGCUCAUAAAAUGAUAUUACUAGA
Coturnix japonica (Japanese quail) is the source of this 2067-nucleotide messenger RNA. The record is from RefSeq and is a predicted model, not a curated record. NCBI's taxonomy places the organism in Eukaryota, Metazoa, Chordata, Aves, Galliformes, Phasianidae.